Messenger RNA from Daphnia pulex (common water flea), 1875 nucleotides. RefSeq names its product accumulation-associated protein-like. The record is from RefSeq and is a predicted model, not a curated record. NCBI's taxonomy places the organism in Eukaryota, Metazoa, Arthropoda, Branchiopoda, Diplostraca, Daphniidae. Bases 703 to 1212 code for a protein of 169 amino acids. The transcript has 3 exons.
AUUUGUGGAUGCUACUAUCAUUAUUGCUAGGUAUGCAACUAAUCUUAAACACUACAAUUUUCUUUUAACCUUUUACAAUUUUAAAUCCUAGACUCUUCAUAGACGGGUGACUAACGUAUGCCUGUUGGGACGGGAGUACCAUAGUGUUCCACUGGUAAAAAAAAUUGUCAAGCUGUUGGGUUCCCUGCCAUAUCUACAUCCAACUACGUUGAAUCAAGGCUUUGGAGAUAAUUACAUUGACUACGUGACAACAAUUUUAAUUAAAAUGGCACUAAGAUAAUUGUGGAUUAGUAGCCAUGCGGUUGUUUGCCAAAAUGUAGGCUGAUUGAUAUUUUCUUCUAUUACAGAUUAUUGGCGCAUAUUUUGAGGGACAAAAAGGCUUAGUGAGUCCACGUAUUCAAGAACAGCUUAGAUUAUUGUUAAUCUAUUAUCGAACAACCUGGAUUGAAAUUUAUGGCCCCAACGUGUUUUGCAUUGAAAGGAAAAGACAUAUCUACGAAUAAAAAUAUGGAGUCCAUCAAUCGAAAGGAAUGACUAGAAUCACGAUUUUGGAAAAUGAACAACGCACUAAUUCAAUUUCAAUUGAAUUCUUUUUGGAUUCUGUAUCGAAAUUUUAUCUAGCUACUGUCACUGUUUAUCGCAAGCCUGCCAGCCCACGCGUAUCCUCUUUCUAGAGGAACUCGAAGGGUGGCUGAUGAAGGGAUGGCUAAUCCAAGGCUUCCUGUUCGUCCGAUGUCGGCUUUCUUCCCUGCUUUUCUAGUCAAUCCAGAUCAUCAAGUCAAUCCUGCGCAUGAACUCGAGCCUGCUCAUCAAGCCAAUCCAGGCCAUCCAGUCGAUCCUGCGCGUGCAAUUGAGCCUGCUCAUCUUAUCAUUCCAGGUCAUCCAGUCGAUCCUGUGCAUGCAUUUGCACCUGCUCGUCCAGUCGAUGUAGGUUAUCCAGUCAAGUUUGUGCAUACACUCGAGCCUGCUCAACCUGUCAAUCCAGGUCAUCCAGUCGAGCCUGCUCAUCCAGUCAAUCCAGGUUAUCCAGUUGAGCCUGCUCAUCCAAUAGAGCCUGCUUAUCCAGUCAAUCCUGCUCAUGCGAUCGGGCCUGCCCAUCAACUCAAUUUUGAAUAUCAAGUCGAGCGUGCUCAUCAAAUUAUUCACCAGCAGCACAUCCUCAUGUGGAUGCUCGCCAACAAGUUGCCCGAAGAUGCAGGGAGGCAUUGUUAGCUCGAUGAAUUCCAGCUGGCCUGGUUGGAGCAGCUCAACUUGAUGGGCAAGACGGGAUUCUUGCACGUGAUGAGCUUGUGCAUGCUGUACCUCAACUGAACGUAGAAAGGCAGAAUAUCGUACGAGACGUGAAUGCUGGACUUGACGGACGAGCUGAUGCCGGGAAAGAUACGCAACGUGCUGGAAAGGGCAUCAUAGUGGAAAAAAACAAAAACAAUGUUUAUCACAUCCGUUCAAAAGAAUGAUUAGUACGUGUACCCAAUUUUAUUUCAUCCGCCCAGACAUUUUAAGAGAGAAGUAAGCAUACGUUUCUUUACGAAAAAAUCCCGAUCCGAUUUCUUCAUUUUAGCUUAAAGCAACCCAAAGCCAUUCUCAUUGUUUAGAACAGCGUCAACCCACCCUUCCUCCAUGUCUUAGUAUUUCUCAACAAUGGAAGAGUGAGUUGAGCACAUCCCGUACAUGUAUAUGUGAUCGGACGGAAUCGGUUUGUAGAAUCGUUUAGUUUAUAAUUCAGAUCGUACUUAAAACCUUCAAAAGCAACUGGGAUCGUUUUUAAUCCAGUAUAAAAUAAAAAAACGUCAGUUAAAGUCAUUUUCCUCGUAGGUAAACUAACUUUGCCCUUCUCGACGUUGUUCAAGAGUUGAAUAAAGAAAGUAAAUGAGA